Cololabis saira (Pacific saury) is the source of this 5848-nucleotide messenger RNA. RefSeq names its product plakophilin-4-like. Bases 315 to 3749 code for a protein of 1144 amino acids. Gene Ontology annotation, molecular function: cadherin binding. The transcript is spliced from 22 exons. Gene Ontology annotation, cellular component: plasma membrane; adherens junction; nucleus. Gene Ontology annotation, biological process: cell-cell junction assembly; cell-cell adhesion. Lineage: Eukaryota; Metazoa; Chordata; Actinopteri; Beloniformes; Belonidae. The record is from RefSeq and is a predicted model, not a curated record.
UUGUUGUUCGCGGAGGAUGGAUGAUGCGUAACGGCUCGGACUGAGCCAGCUGUGGCCUGCUGCAACAUCUGGCCGGCAGGACCAGCUGACGGCCGCUUGGCAGGCGGAGGGCUCCCGGAUCCGGGCUGCCUGAUCCCUGAUCCGGGCUGCCUGCUCCCUGAUCCCGGAUCCCUGCUCCCCGGAUCCCUUAUCCCGGAUCCCCGCUCCCCGCUCCCCGGAUCCCCGGAUCCCCGCUCCCCGGAUCCCCGCUCCCCGCUCCCCGGUCCGAGUGAGAGCGGGCCAGCCAGCUGUGGGACAGCGGAGACGUGGGGGAGAUGGAGGACGAGGCCGAAGGGGACGGGCCUGUGGGGCUCAGAGCUCACGGCCUCCCACAGAACUCCAGCGGAGCCACCACCACCACCAACCUCCUCGCUUCAGUCAAAGAGCAGGAGCUCCAGUUCGAGCGGCUGACUCGAGAGCUGGAGGAGGAGCGGCAGAUCGUGGCCAGCCAGCUGGAGAGGUGCAUGCUGGGAGCCGAGUCACCUGCAGCCGACAGUAGCAGCUCAUCCGAGAAGUCGUUUGCGUGGAGAUCUGCAGUGGUAGACUCUCGGGAUGGAGCCAUGGAUGCGUCCGGGCGUCCUGGACGCCGCCUGGAGGCCGAGGAUGAGCUGUACCUGCCCGAGGUGGACCGCGCCUCGCUGCACAGUGAAGGCUCCGGAGGUCACUCGGCUCACAUGACCUCGUACUCGGACAGCGGCUACCAGGACAGCAGCGUGAGCUACUACAGCAACCAGAACGUGGUGCGUUCGGCGCCCCGGGCGUCCAUAUCAAGAAGCCCGAGGGCCGAGGGUCAAGCCUCCGGCCAGGCGUCCAGCCGGAUGUUGCGGAGGAUGGCGUCCCUCCCCUCCAGGAGCCAGUCUCCCGGUGGUGGCACCGCCGGCACCGUGUCCCCGUCCCGCGUCUCCCUGCGGACGUCCCAGGGCAGCACGUACGACUCCCCGGUCCUGUCCGAGCCCAAACCGCUGGCCGCCGUCUUCCCCGGCACCAGCAUGCCGCCCUCGUGCCCGUCGCCCACCUCGCCCGGCGACGCCGCCCAGGCCCAGGGAGGCCACGGGGUGAUGGGGGGCGGGGCGCGGCUGGGCUCCACCCUCUCCCUGGUGGAGGGGCGGGGCCUGACGGGGUCGCCGCUGCGCUCCGGGAUGACGGCGGUCCCGCAGCACUACGGCUCCACGCUGCCCCGGCAGAGCCAGCCGCUGGCCUACGGAGCCGACCCAUACGGCCUUUACCAGAGAAGUGCUCUGCCCCGCCCCGACAGCCUCAUAGGGCUGCACAGCUCGUACGGCGGUCACGGGGCCCAGAUCGACCCGGAGCUCAGAGCCGCCUUGUCUCCAGACUGUCACAUGACGCCGGUGUUUGAUGGAGGCUCCUUCCAAAGCCCGCUGUACCACAGCCCCACCCACGACCCCCAGGGCUCCCUCUACAGGACCAACCCAGGUAUGGGGACCCUCCCUCGGACCACAAGCCAUUGCGGCACGCUGCCGUACCAAAGAAGCAGCUACGGGCUGAACUCUGCAGCCGUGUUCGUGGACCCCGUCAGGGGGUCCGGGGAGCCCGUCUACCCUCACAGACACUCCGGUCUGGUGGAGCGGGUCCUGACCCGGACCCCGUCCAUCGAGAGCAUCCACAAAGACCCCAGGGAGUUUGCGUGGCGCGACCCCGAGCUGCCGGAGGUGAUCCACAUGCUGCAGCACCACUUCCCCUCCGUGCAGGCCAACGCCGCCGCCUACCUGCAGCACCUGUGCUACGGAGACAACCGGGUCAAGGUGGAGGUGUGUCACCUGGGAGGCAUCCAGCACCUGGUGGACCUGCUGGACCACAAGGUUCCGGAGGUGCAGAAGAGCGCCUGCGGGGCCCUGAGGAACCUGGUGUACGGCAAGGCCACCGACAACAACAAGGUGGCGCUGAGGAACUGCGGCGGCGUUCCCGCUCUGCUGCGGCUGCUCCGGAAAACCACCGACAACGAGGUCCGCGAGCUGGUCACCGGUGUCCUGUGGAACCUGUCCUCAUGUGACGCGGCCAAGAUGACCAUCAUCCGGGACGCCCUGUCCACGCUGACCAACACGGUCAUCAUCCCCCACUCGGGCUGGAGCGUUACUCACCGGGACGAGCACAAGAUCAAGUUCCAGUCGUCCCUGCUGCUGCGCAACACCACCGGCUGUCUGAGGAACCUGAGCUCAGCCGGGGAGGAGGCGAGGAGCCAGCUGCGCUGCUGUGAGGGCCUGGUGGACUCGCUGCUGCACGUCCUCAAAGCCUGCGUCAACACCUCGGACUACGACAGCAAGAUUGUGGAGAACAGCGUGUGCACCUUGAGGAACCUCUCGUACCGGCUGGAGGUGGAGAUGCCCUCCUCGCGUCUCCUUGGCAACCAGGAGCUGGACGCCCUGCUGGGCUUCUCCUCGCCGGGCAAGGAGCUGGACUACCUGUGCUGGGGCAAACGCAGGCGCGGCAGGAAGAGGGGCGGCUGGCCCGACGGAAAGUGGGACGGCGUGGGGGGGGUCCCGGGCUUCUCCCAGACCCCCCGGGGGGCCGAGCUGCUGUGGCACCCCAUGGUGGUGAAGCCGUACCUGAACCUGCUGGCCGAGAGCUCCAACCCCGCCACGCUGGAGGGCGCCGCCGGCUCGCUGCAGAACCUCUCCGCCGGGAACUGGAAGGUGGGAAUCCUGCGCGGAGACUCUCCCUCAUCCCAGCGACACAGGAAUGGAUUCUCGGCCUACAUCCGAGCGGCGGUGCGGAAGGAGAAAGGUCUGCCCAUCCUGGUGGAGCUGCUGAGGAUGGACAACGACCGCGUCGUCUGCUCUGUCGCCACCGCCCUCCGAAACAUGGCGCUGGACUGCCGCAACAAGGAACUGAUAGGGAAGUACGCCAUGCGGGAUCUGGUGAACCGACUGCCCGGCGGCAGCCCCUCCCUGCUGUCCGACGACACGGUGGCGUCGGUCUGCUGCACGCUGCACGAAGUCACCAGCCGCAACGUGGAGAACGCCAAAGCUCUGGCCGACAGCGGAGGCAUCGAGAAGCUGGUGGACAUCAGCAAAGGCCGAGGGAAGGGGUACUCGAUGAAGGUGGUGAAGGCCGCAGCUCAGGUGCUGAACACGCUGUGGCAGUACAGAGAGCUGAGGACCCUUUACAAACAGGACGGCUGGAACUACACCCACUUCGUCACGCCCGUGUCCACCCUGGAGCGAGACCGCUACCGCUCUCAGCCCACACUGCCCACCAGCCCGCUGCGGAUGUCGCCCGUCAUCCAGUCAGGCGGCAGCGCGACGUCCUCCCCUGCGAUGCUCGGGAUCAGAAGACACAGCUCCAACUAUCAGAGGGCGCAGUCAUCUAUGCAACUUGACUCGUAUUAUGGAGACAGUAUACACAAACGGCAAUACACAGGGUCCGAGAGGAAAACCCCAUACUUCAUUGGGACUUACUCCUCCCAGUCAGGGGACGAUUUGAGAAGAUUACAACCCCCGGAGCCGUUCUACGACGAGCCCGACAGGAAGAACUACAACAGCUACAGAAUGUACCUGUCGUCCCCACAAGGCUACGGCGAGGAGCCUUACGAGGACGAACCGGUCCACCUGACGCCGUCCUCGCCCGACGGCUACGCCACCCAGUCCCUGCGGUUCAAAGCCAACACCAACUACGUAGACUUCUACUCCACCACGAGGAGGCCUUCAAACCGGGCCAACAAGUUCACCGGCUCCCCCGACUCCUGGGUGUAGACGCAAACCACAACCUCACUGUGUACUUCUGUGUACGUGUGUGUGUGGGGUGUGUUUGCUGAGAGAGGCUGUGGAUGCAUCUCCUCUGAAUCUGUGCAGAUCCACCGGCCUCCGUCUGCUAUCAUACAGAACUAUUCUGUUAUUUUUGAAUCUGAAUAUCACUGACAGCAGAUGACAAAAAGGUGUUUUGUUUGUUUAACGGCAGGACCUCCCACAGGAUUCUUCUUGCAUUCAACGAUGGCUUCAUUUGGCAGAUCUGAAGUAAGGACGCUGUUUCUUUGGGCUCAAAUGGAAGUAAUUCAGUUUACAGAUGAUUCUUGAUGAGUUUUUAGCUUUAAACUAAACACGUCCACCCUGUGACCACAGACUCCGCUCAACCCUGGUCAGUCCAAACAUGGUAGCAUCAUAGGUUAGCAUAAGCUAAGCUAAAACUUCUAGACAGUAAAAAAAAAAACAAUGGACGAAGCAUGAGAUUACUGACCCCAUGGAUUUUGAAGAGCAGUUUUGAAGCAUGUUUUCCUUCGUCACGUUGCUCUGGAAGCCGAUGGGAACACGCCCACCGCAUGUCAAUCAAAGUUAGCUUUCCUCCCAGUUCCUUCAGAAGAUCUGACAUAUCUGUAAACGGUUGCGUUUAGCGGGGUUCAUACCAACGGGUUCACACGAACGGGAGGUUGCUUCCAUAAGCGCGCUAGCAUGACGACUAUGGACGAGGAAGUGAUUAAGGAUAGCCAUUGGCUGAGCUGACCGUCAAUCAUAUUAACAAAUAUUCCUGAAAGAACUUCCACAUGAGCCCCAACCAGGAAGUUCCUGUAGCACCGGGUGGUUACUGAGGGAAAGCGGGCGUGUUUCCACCCAUUUGCCCAUUUUUUAAGAAACCUCCAGGACAAACCAGAGUUGCUUGUAGCCAUCGGUUUGUACUAACGCUAAAGUCCCUUUUUAAAAUGUAUAACUUUUAAAGCAACACAAAACAACCUCCAAAAGGUUUCCCUGAUGAUAUUGUAAUAUACUUAUAUGGAUUAUGUUGACGAGUGUUAUGAAGGCAACGCUGGUUAUUGACAAGUGUGAGAACUGUCUCUAUGGCAAGCCAUGAGGGACAUAAAGCAGUGGUUAAUGUUGCAAUAUGGCAAGCCAUGAGGGACAUAAAGCAGUGGUUAAUGUUGCAAUAUGGCAAGCCAUGAGGGACAUAAAGCAGUGGUUAAUGUUGCUAUAUGGCAAGCCAUGAGGGGCAUAAAGCAGUGGUUAAUGUUGCUAUAUGGCAAGCCAUGAGGGACAUAAAGCAGUGGUUAAUGUUGCAGGUGUUGAAACAAGUUGAUGAUUUUACCUUUACUUCCUGUGACUUCACUUGUCUCCGUGUUGUGGUCCGGACGGAGUCACGUGACUCCAAACGCGGCGCCAGCAGGGGAAACGCACACAGUUGGAGUGGUGACACCGGGAGAAAUCCCCCAAUAACCGCCAUGAGCGAGAUUAUUGUCCACGUCUGUUCCAACAGCGGGAUACCUAUGAAAAUACAUAAUUAAAAUGUUGUAAGUUAAGAUACACUCAGCCAAAAGGUGCUUUAAAAUAAGUGUUUCUUCACAUGGUGUGAAUUCUGCAGUAAAUCCCUAAAUAUCUUCCACCAUCCCGAAUGCAAGCUGAGGAUCCUGUACAGAGAACUGACCUGGGUUAGGACACUUUUAAAAGAAAAAAGAAAAGACUCUAAAGGACCCAGGUCUGGAGACGAGUGUCCUCGCUCUUCCGAACCUUUAAAGACUCAGACCUCGAGUUACAACUGUGACUCUCUGCUUCCUGUAAUGUCGGCCAAAAGUGCAGUAUAUCAUAAAGUACGUGAAAUAUGUGGAAAAACUAACACAUGUGAAUCUAUUUGUACAGAUACGAAGGUUCAGCUGUCCUGUAAUAUUGUUGUAUUCAAUAUGUAGAACUUUAUAUGUGAUUGUGUGAAGAUUUUUCUAUUAUUUAUUGAUUGUUUUUAUCAUUUUACUUGUGACUUGACCAAAAUACACCAUCGGUCUGUUCUGUCCACAACUGAUGAUGAUGAUGAUGAUGUGCAAUGUUACAGAGGGGAAAUAUAUGUAUAGGAAUAAAAGAUUAUAUCAUGACGA